AUGAUGUGGACAAUAGUUCUGCUGCUCCAUGGACUGCUCGUGCUUUUUUUCUUUGUUUCCACUCGUUCGAGAUGUAAGAAUGAACCACCUUUAGACAAAGGAUGGAUUCCCUGGCUGGGCCAUGCCAUCGAAUUUGCAAAGGAUGCUGCGAAGUUUUUGACUAGAAUGAAGAUGAAACAUGGUGAUAUUUUCACGGUACGUGUUGCUGGGCACUACGUGACUGUGCUGCUGGAUCCAAGCUCAUACGAUGCAGUUCUCCAGGACUCUGUCUCUCUCGACUUCAGCCGCUAUGCCCAGGUGCUGGUGCAGAGGAUCUUCUGCGUGCAACUGCCUAAUCAUGAUCCCGCAGCUCAGAGGGCCUGGAUGCAGCAACACUUCCAGGGCGAGGGUCUGGCUCGACUGAGCAACGUCAUGCAAAGGAAUGUCCUUUCUUUGCUUUCGUCUCCCGAAAUUCUCCAGAACCCGACAGACUGGAAGCGGGAUGGGCUCUUCGGCUUCUGCUACGGUCUGCUCUUCAGGGCUGGAUACCUCACACUGUUUGGCAAGGAGCACAACUGCAACAGCAGUGAAGUGACUGCUGUUUAUGAGGAGUUCCGCAAAUUUGAUGGCCUGCUGUCAAAAAUUGCACGUUCAACUCUGAAGAGGGAUGAGAAAAAGAUGGCCUGUGUGCUGCGUGAGCGGCUCUGGGACCUCCUGUCCCCAGCUCGGCGAUGUGGGACGGCUGAGCCGGGCUCCUGGCAGCAGAGCUACCGCCAGCACCUGCGAGACGAGGGGGCAGACGAAGAGACGCAGAGACGGGCCAUGCUGCUGCAGCUCUGGACCACACAGUGUAAUGCAGGGCCAGCUGCCUUCUGGUUCCUGGGAUUUUUGCUUACCAACCCAGAGGCCUUGAGAGCUGUAAAAGAAGAGAUUGACAGCCUCUCACUACAGGCAGGGUUUCAACAGCGCCUCCCCUUGGACCAGCUACAGCACACACCUGUGUUUGAUAGCACUCUCAAUGAGACGCUGCGACUCACUGCUGCCGUCACCCUCACAAGAGAGGUACUGCAGGACAAGACGCUGCGCAUGGCGGACGGACAGGAGUACCGCCUCAGACGCGGGGAUCGCGUGUGUCUCUUCCCCUACCUCAGCCCCCAGAUGGACCCUGAUGUCCACCAUGAGCCAGAGAAAUUCAAGUACGACAGGUUCCUGAACAUGGACGGGACAGAGAAGAAGGAUUUCUUCAGACACGGGAGGAGGCUGAAGUAUUACACCAUGCCAUGGGGCGCCGGGAAGAACAUCUGCGUAGGCAGACACUUCGCCGUCAGCAUAAUCAAACAGUUUGUAUUGACCGUACUGACUUCUAUGGACCUGGAGCUGUGUGACCCAAAUGCAACCAUGCCGCCCGUGAAUACCAGUCGCUAUGGAUUUGGGAUGCUUCAGCCAAACGGAGAACUGGAGAUCCGGUAUAGACUGAAAAAACCAAAUCCAACAUCAUAGGGCAGUGAGGGGUCUUCCUGCUCAAA
Megalops cyprinoides (Indo-Pacific tarpon) is the source of this 1505-nucleotide messenger RNA. RefSeq names its product prostaglandin I2 (prostacyclin) synthase (gene ptgis). The transcript is spliced from 10 exons. The coding region runs from base 1 to 1479 and encodes 492 amino acids. Lineage: Eukaryota; Metazoa; Chordata; Actinopteri; Elopiformes; Megalopidae. Gene Ontology annotation, molecular function: iron ion binding; prostaglandin-I synthase activity; oxidoreductase activity, acting on paired donors, with incorporation or reduction of molecular oxygen. The record is from RefSeq and is a predicted model, not a curated record. Gene Ontology annotation, biological process: prostaglandin biosynthetic process.